This is a messenger RNA of Clonostachys solani, 360 nucleotides long. NCBI's taxonomy places the organism in Eukaryota, Fungi, Ascomycota, Sordariomycetes, Hypocreales, Bionectriaceae. The record is from the annotation of a GenBank genome assembly.
CUGCAGAACGGCUCAGCCUUUCACCUCACCGGCGCUGUCGACUUUGAUGCCAGCCUCCCCCCUCGUUUGGGACCUGGCACAUCCUUCGCAUACUUUACUGGAGGCAACUUCGAGGGAUUUGAGGAGGCAUGGCUCCGGGCUGCUGAAGAGAGCGAGUAUGGAGAGGUUAAUUUCAUUAUAGCGCCCAUUACCAUGAACAUGCAAGGGCUCGCCACAAGGGUAGUCGCUACUUCCCGCAUCCCAAAGGUUGAAGACAGCAAUGUUCAGAUGCCGGCCGAGGAUGUCACCAGCACUAGUGAUGAGGAGGCGAGAAACGCCCCAGCCGAGAACAAACAGAAGCAAAGCGAAGACUGUUGGUGA